Messenger RNA from Ciona intestinalis (vase tunicate), 2092 nucleotides. The record is from RefSeq and is a predicted model, not a curated record. Lineage: Eukaryota; Metazoa; Chordata; Ascidiacea; Phlebobranchia; Cionidae.
UAUAUUAAACCAUAUUUGCCUAUAGAUGUAGUUUAAAAAUCUAGUUCUUAAUGAUGAUAAAUAAAUAUACGCUUUUUUGUUGCCUAAUUUCGCUUAAAACGAGUUUUUGUUCGGUAAUAGUUUAGUGUCAAUAAUUGUAAUUUGAUUGCUAAAUUAGUUUUUCUUUUUCACAGUUUAUGCGAUUUUGUGAUAAACUGAUUAUGGCAUACAAUGAUAGGGGGAAUUACGGGCAAAGUUAUGGUGGCAGAGGAGGGUACAGAUCUAGAGGCAACCAACGACAACAAACAGAAUUACCAAGCGAACCCCCGUUCACAUGUUUUGUGGGAAACCUUCCAACACAAACAGUGCAAGGAGACAUCGAUCUCAUUUUCAAAGAUUUAAGCAUAAAGAAUGUCCGCAUGGUGAGAGACAGAGAAACAGACAAGUUUCGAGGUUACUGUUACGUUGAAUUUGAGCAUUUGGAAUCCCUGAAAGAAGCAUUAGAAUUUAACGGAGCUCAAUUUGAAGAUCAGUGUCUUCGUGUGAAUGUAGCGGAGCAGAAGAGAGGAGGAGGAAGGGGGGGAGGAAGAGGAGGGAGAGGAGGACAUGGGGGUGGGGGAAGAGGGCAAAGAAACCAAGAUUUUGAACAAUACCGCGGCGGUGGUGGUGGUGGCGGGGGUUACAACCGGGGACGUGGGGGUCGGGGGUACAAUAAUGGAAACCAAGAAUCGUACGGAAGGUACGACCGUGGGGGAAGCUACGGCAACGAACGAAACUUUGGUGGCUCAGAUUACAACAGUGGUUAUAACAGAGGGGGUCGAGACCGAGACCAUGGAAGGGAUCGGUACCAAAACUGGGAGGCUGAACAAAAAGAUCAACCUACCACUGCAGACACAAGUAAUCGCCCUCGUCUGAAGCUCCAGAAACGUACAGUGGACAAACCAGUAAAUGCCGUAGCGAAUCCAAAUUCCGCAAUUUUCGGCGGGGCUCGACCACGGGAACAAAUUAUAGCUGAAAAAGGUUUGGACGACUUGGAUAAACAAGUUGAAGAGAAGCUGAAUAUUAGGGAACGCAAAGUUGAGGAAUUAUCGGCAGAAUAAGGGGAAAUAACAGCCAGAGACAAAUGAUAAAAGAACUUGUUUUCCGAACACAAUUUAUCAUGUUUCGUGGCAGUUAUGUGUAAGUGAAGGAACAGUCGUCAGCUGUUACAUUAUUUUUGCGUUUUACUUGUGAUUGGGCCUUACCUGCCAUUAUCUGACCACGCGUUUUACUGCUAAUUCAUAGGUGCUUGUCCUAUCUAUAUUGUACAGUUGUUAUUAUUUGCAGCACCGUCGUUGCAUUUCUUGUUUCUGAGUUUAGAUAAAGAAGUCACGCACAAGAAAUAUCCGCCAAAACUUUCUUAAUAUCUGAAAGAGGGAAACUAUAUAAAGUCGUUUUAUCAAACAUUUGGAAUUGUUAGGAAUAACAUGUAUCUUGUACGCAUGUUCAAAUUCCGUUUAUUCAAUUAAGCUUUUGGUUUUUUUGAUAGUGCACGUAUUGUACAACUACAGUGGUUGUUUAAGUAACAAAUGCAUGGACCAUGUGGAUGCUUGGGUUCUAAGCUUGUCAAGUAAUAUGCUCUGCAUCAUUGCCAUCAUUGGACACUUGAUACAAUUUGCUUUUGGUCGUAGUAUAGUUGAGUGGGGGAAAAUGGGACACGUAUCCAUGCUCUUUUAUCAUCCCAUUUUGAAGAAAACAAAAUACUAAAUAGAAUUAUCACACUGUAUUCUUCCGGCUUUUGUAAACCGUUGUUAAUUGUACUAAAGGUGUCCCAUCUUACCCCACUAUACAUCAUGUUAAUUUAUUUCUUAGUGUGACGAAAGCAGUACUACCAAUUCUUUAGUGUGAUGUCACAACAACUGGUGUCGUAUUUUAAAGUUACGAAACUUGAUUUUAUCGAAUUUAAAAUGUUUGUGUUGAAAAUCCUUACAGACCGGUCGAAAAUGAUUUCACUUUGCUCAAAAGCUUUUACCGUAAAGUGAGUCAAAUGUUUUUUUUUUAAGUUUGAAAAAUUGAUGGAAAGUAUGAAAAAAAUAAUUCUGUUUUAAAGUACCAAAAAUUGAUGGUUAAAGUA